Molecule: messenger RNA, 1450 nt
Organism: Styela clava
Lineage: Eukaryota; Metazoa; Chordata; Ascidiacea; Stolidobranchia; Styelidae
Source: RefSeq, a predicted model, not a curated record
UUCUUAAAAUCUACUAUGUGCUGCAAAAAACGUGUAAAACGUAGAGUUCCUCUUGUAGAGGUUUGGAAAAGGCGACUUGUUUUAUCAAGUAUUUGUUUUGUCAUUUUGACGCUUGGAGGACUCGUCAUGAUGGCUGUGGAACUAACUAAACUGCAAAGAAAUAUAUACGGCAUGGUGACAAUUGUUGGAUUCUCAAUAACUGUUGGUGGUUUAUUACCGCUGUAUUUGAUUCUUACAUACACUGUAUGUGGCCACGAUCAAUAUCCAACAGGACCAGUGCUGAUAUGGGCAAAUGCACUAUACAUGUUGAUUGGAAUAGCUCUAGUUUGUGUGGCGCAAAUUGUACCAGCCGAUUCGAUGUUCAACAUGAUCCCGUUCAAUAGUGCGAUGGAACGAAAUAAUUUCAGCGGUCUAUAUCCUUUGGAAGAAGACGAGAUAUUUUCCGAUUUACUUGCAAAAUAUGGCGAAGAUAUAACUAUACAGAAGAAUCAAGUAGUCUGGGAUCGUGGAUUGAUUGACGUCAUUCAAUUUCGUGUAUCCAUUCUUGGUGGUGGGAUUUUCGGCACCGGAUUAUUUGGAAGUGCUUUAACAAUAACCAUAAUUUACAAGGUUCAUAGUUUAAUUGAAAAAAUGAAGAGAGCGGAACACACCCGAAGGAAAAAUAUAAGAACAUUAGCAAAAGCUUUUAAACCAAGAAACCAGGGCCAACCGUUGCGGAGACUCAGGAGAGAUUCGGUUUAUGACUACGCAGGUUGGGGAAACAGAACAAGCGAUAUAUUUCAUGACCAUGACGCUGAAGGCCGUGUUUCAUCAACGUCGUCUACGAAAUUAACUUCAACAAGUAUGAUAAGUAUAGCAGAAGAAGGAGCAAAUCAAAGAAAUUCAAGACGAGUUAGUGGUAUUUAUAGAAACUAUGAAUAUGUUCCCGAAUAUCCAGAAGAAGAAGCGUUAAACGGAGAUGCAGUGGACAGACGAUUCAGUGGGAAAAGUUAUGAAGGGAUGGGAAUAUCAUCGAUUGAAAUGAAGCAGCUCAACACGCAAAUAAAAAAUAACGUCAAGACUGUGUAAACUCGGUAUAACUCGUUGAAGAAUACAGAUUCCGCAACACCGCUGUAACGUUUGUAAUACAUCUGAUUUAGUUCUUUUGUUGAGUUAUUUUGAAAAUUAGUUUCUGCUUACCGACUCCCAACAAAGACAAAUUUACUGCUUUGGCGUGGUCACGGGAUUUCCAAUUUGUAGUCAAUGGGGCGUUGAAUAUUAUAGAUUUGCAGCUUUCGAUACUGCUUCCCCGAAACGACAGAUAUACGUGUAUUCGUAAUAGUUGUUGAAAAUUUCCAAUAGCCGUUCAAACUGUGAUUGAAAUCAAGGUUGAAUUAUCGGAAUUUCUUAAAGAUAGCUGACUUUGAACUUUUCAUUGUGGAUUUUUUCAAUUAUAUAUAGUUUUUGAAUA